Molecule: messenger RNA, 474 nt
Organism: Prunus armeniaca (apricot)
Lineage: Eukaryota; Viridiplantae; Streptophyta; Magnoliopsida; Rosales; Rosaceae
Source: the annotation of a GenBank genome assembly
AUGUCUGCAAUUCCAGGGUUGGUUCAUGUUGAUCUGAGCUCCAAUCAGCUGAAUGGUACAAUUCCAAAGUUCCUCUCUGAUAUGAAGAGCUUGAAGCACUUGAAUCUUGCAAACAAUGACUUCCAUGGAGUUGUGCCUUUCAAUGUGUCAUUUAUAAGCAAAUUGGCAGUGUUCAAGAUUAGCAGGAACAGCAAUUUGUGCUAUAACCACUCUGUUUUGUCAUCAAAAUUGAAGCUUGGGAUUUCUCCUUGUGACAAGCAUGGAUUGCCCAUGUCACCUCCUCCGGCCAAAGGCGAUUCAACAGCAGAUGACAGCAGUGAUUCAGAUUAUGAUGACAGUGAUGGGGAUGACUCUGAUCAGAAGAAGGAUCGUCAUCAUGGGCCAAGUAAGGUUGUUCUUGGUGUGGCCAUUGGGCUUUCUUCCAUAGUCUUCCUCAUUAUUUUCUUGGUUCUUCUCUCCAAAUGGUGUGGUUGA